CGGUGCCGCGUGAAAAUACUCAAAAUACGGACGUAUUUCACACGAAAAAGAUCAAUCAAGAAGGACAACUCUUGGGAUCUAUUUAUCCAUUUCCAGGAAAUAAUAAAUGUUUUUUCAAUAACAACUUUAUCAAGUAGAUAUCGUCAUAGAUUAUAAUUAUUUAUAACAGCUAGUUAUUUUAUAUGGUUGAACAUCACAGGCAGCGUAAAUGUAUCAUAACGACAAUGCUUUAAACAGCAUGUCGUGAAUAUUUAAACUGACGGAGUCGCGUAAUGCUGGUUGUUUUAUAUUUGAAUGAUCAUGUCCACCAUCUUCUGUUGGGGCAAUGGUCAAGACGGACAACUCGGAAUUCGGGUACAAGAUGAUAAGGUUGUCUCCCAACCCAGCCAGCUGACCAUUGGGGACGGCAAGGAGGUGGUGGAUGUUGCGUGCGGUGGGAAACACACGCUGAUCACCACAGAGGGUGGCAUGCUGUACACGUGUGGAAACAAUGAUCAGGGUCAGCUGGGGCAUGACAAACCUUCAAGAAGGCUAGAAGUUUUGGACGGUCUGAAAGCACAGCAUGUGAAAAAGACGAGAGCUGGGGACUCUCAUAGUCUAGCAUUGACAGCUGCUCAUGAAGUGUUUAGCUGGGGAGACAACUCUUCUGGACAACUGGGCAGGGGACAACCGGAUGAUGAAACCAGGAGGAUUCCAAAACUGGUAAAACAGCUGGCAGUUCACUCGGUGUUACAGGUGUGCUGUGGAAGUAAUCAUUGUGUUGUUCUUACCUGUGAGGGGUUGGUUGCCACAUGGGGUGCCAACAACUUUGGUCAGCUUGGUCUUGGCACCAAACAGGGUUUGAAGGACACCCCUGAGUUUAUUAAUUGUCUGAAGGGAAUUCCCAUUGCACAGAUCGACGUUGGUGGUAACCACUCGAUUGUCCUCUCGAAAUCUGGUGCUGUCUACGGGUGGGGAAGAAACAGCUUUGGUCAGCUGGGUGUAAAUGAUGAGAAAGAUAAACCGUUUCCAACUCUAUGUCGUUCACUGCGGCACCAGCGGAUCAAGCACAUAGCGUGUGGUGAAGACCACUCCACCGCUCUCACUCAGGAUGGUGGUGUCUUUACAUUUGGUGCUGGGAGUUAUGGCCAGCUGGGCCACACAACUAAUAAUAAUGAAAUACUACCCAAACAAGUCAUGGAGUUGAUGGGCAGUGAAGUAACUCAGACAGCAUGUGGCAGGCGACACACCCUGGCAUAUGUUCCGUCGUCAGGACAGCUGUAUGCGUUUGGUCUCGGUGGCAGUGGACAGCUGGGGACCGGCUCCACUGAGAGCAAAUCAACUCCAUGUCUUGUGAUUGGUCCGUUUAUGCCCGUCCCUCGUGCCAGUGGUUCAUAUAUGCACGUGGAUGGAGAUGAAAAACUUUCUGUGAUAAUACAAAAAAUAUUUGCUGGCGGUGACCAUUCCUUUGUUGUUUCAGUGGAUGCAAAAGUCGGUGGUAAAGUAGAUGACUACAGAGAGAAAGAUACAGAGACGCAGAUUCUGAUGUUGACGUCGUCACGCGUACAGCUCAUCUCACAGCUUAGAGUUGACGAAUUACCUCCAAUAGAACUGGAUGAUGAAGUUACCAAGAUAUUUUCUCAUGCAGCCUGCAUCAAUGGAUCGUUCUUACUGCUAAAUGACAGACACAGUGGAUGCAGCCGACAGAACCAUGGCAUCGACAUGGACAGUGUGCGAGAGAACUUCCAGAAAUUCAGUCAGACAACAAACAUAGUCAUUAUUCAGAGAAUAGCAAGUAGCAUAGAACAGGACCUGUUGCCAGGGUUACCGUCCUCCCCUCCUGAUGUGGAAGCCCUCCGCUUGUUUCUCAUCCUCCCAGAGUGCCACCUGUUUGAUCAGCCCAAGUAUUACAGCUCAAUUAUCUGCCCGUUCGGAAGGUGUAUCCUCAACCUCAGCGAAGUGGCUUCUAAAGUACUAGAGGCUUGGUGGUCAACGCUUAAGACAUCAUUUUUCCUUCGGGUAGUUGAUAUAUACAGGCAGUGUAUUGACUACAUUCUUCAGAUGCCAGACACCACGAACCCUCAAGAGAGUGAAAAGCGAGGGCAGGGCUUGUUUGUGUCAUUGGAGAUUCUGAAGAAACUCAAUAUUGUCAAUGAACAAAGUGGGCAGAUAGUGGAGUAUCACAAGUUUUACAUCUCAGAACUGAAAAACCGAGUGAACAUCAAGAAAGACUACGUCAGCUGGGUCCAGCAGAACGGACUUAGGCAGAAAGGUCUUCAUUUCUGCAACUAUCCAUUUCUGUUUGAUGCGGCUGCCAAGAGCAUGUUGCUACAGACUGACGCCAUGAUGCAGAUGCAGACAGCAAUAGAUGAAGUACACAGGCGGAAUUUCACCAGCUUGUUCUUGCCGAUUGACCCGGUUAAUCCCUGUCUGCUGCUGUUUGUGACUCGCACCAAUCUGGUCCGUGACACACUGGAGCAGCUCAGCAAACACAGUAGUGCAGAUCUCAAGAAACCGCUCAAAAUUGUGUUUGUUGGAGAAGAAGCAAUCGAUGGUGGUGGGCUGAAAAAGGAAUUUUUUCUGCUCCUGCUGCGAGAGGUUCUCGACCCAAAGUAUGGAAUGUUCAAAUAUGAUGAAGAAUCUCACCUGCAGUGGUUUAAUUCCCAGACGUUUGAAGACAAGAGCAUGUUUCAUCUGAUUGGAGUCUUAUGUGGCUUGGCCAUCUACAACUUCACCAUCAUUGAUCUUCAGUUUCCACAGGCACUGUACAAAAAACUCCUCAACAGAAAAGUGACACUGGAUGAUUUGAAGGAGCUGUUGCCAUCUGUGGGCAGAAGUCUACAACAUGUGUUAGAUUACGAAGGAGAUGAUAUAGAAGCAGUCCUAGGUAUCACGUUUGAGAUUUCUGUUGAUGUAUUUGGAGAGUUGAAGACACGUGAACUUUGUCCCGAUGGAGCUAAGAAAGCUGUCACGAAGGAAAACAAGCGGGAGUACGUUGAUCUGUACAUUGACUACGUGUUCAACAAAGCGGCAGAAACCCAGUACGAUGCUUUCAGCAGUGGUUUUCUCAAAGUGUGCGGGGGCCGUGUGUUGGAACUAUUUCAUCCUCAGGAACUGCAGGCGAUGGUUGUGGGAAAUGAGAAUUAUGACUUUAUUGAGCUGGAGAAAAACACUGAGUACAAGGGAGAGUACCACCGCUAUCACCAGACCAUCCAGUUCUUCUGGGAGGUCUUCCACGAGAUGUCCAUGGAUGACAAGAAGAAGUUUCUUGUGUUUUUGACCGGCAGUGACAGAAUCCCUAUCUUUGGAAUGCAGUAUGUCAAGAUUGUGAUUCAGCCUACAGGGGGUGGGGACGACUUCUUGCCAGUAGCUCACACGUGUUUCAACCUGCUGGACCUGCCCAAGUACUCGUCCAAGACGAUCCUCAGGGACAAACUUGUCUUAGCCAUACAACAGACUGAAGGCUUUGGAUUAGUGUAGCACAAGCAGGCAACAUUUGGUUCCGAGAAACACUUAGAGAUAGAGGAUACGGUAUUCAAUCAGCUGGAGACUGGUGUUUAUUUCAUGUGAUGAACCAUUCAUGCAACAAAAACUGUAAACUGUGGAGUUUUCUAUUCAGGAGAAAUAUUAUGGUGAAUUCAUUUCAAUGGCGGGAUUAUGUAACAAGUAUUAACUAUAUAUGUUUGUCAUUUUUGUGCAUGUGUAAAAAAAACGUUAUGCAAAAUACCUGAAGAAAUGAUUAAAGAGACCCCCCUGAGUUUGCUGCCAUGGUAACAUGUAGCACAUUCAGAGCCUUUUUGAUGACUAAAACUACAUAUUACGGACAUUUUCCUAUUUAGAAUAUCAGUGUCUGUCUAAACAAGGUGUUUGUUGUUGUCCUAACGUUUGUAAUAGCUUAAACCAGAUUUUACCUUCUAAUAAUUCCGAACAUGUAAACAAAUAUCUAAAUGUAUUUAAUAUGUAAUUUUCGUCGCCAAAAAGACUGUUGGUCAGAAACAUCUUACAAUGGCUGCAAACUCGGGACAAUCCAUUUAAUGGAUAACAUUUUAACAAACUCGAUAGAUUUGUGAUUUGAAUUUAAUGUGAAAAGAUUUUAUUCAGUCCUUUGAGUUGAUGUAGUCUUUUUUUUAUGUGACACUGUACUUUUAUUAGUGGACAAACAGAUGUGGAUUAGUGUCGUUUAUCACAAGCAGCAAUUCUUCUUUUAGCUGAGCUACAUUUGUUUUGUAAAAUUAAAUGAGAAAUUAAUAUUG
This is a messenger RNA of Gigantopelta aegis, 4232 nucleotides long. Its product is annotated as probable E3 ubiquitin-protein ligase HERC4. Gene Ontology annotation, biological process: protein ubiquitination; ubiquitin-dependent protein catabolic process. NCBI's taxonomy places the organism in Eukaryota, Metazoa, Mollusca, Gastropoda, Neomphalida, Peltospiridae. Gene Ontology annotation, molecular function: ubiquitin protein ligase activity. The record is from RefSeq and is a predicted model, not a curated record. The transcript is spliced from 30 exons. The coding region runs from base 295 to 3459 and encodes 1054 amino acids.